Pongo pygmaeus (Bornean orangutan) is the source of this 2746-nucleotide messenger RNA. It is a transcript of the gene TMED9, whose product is annotated as transmembrane p24 trafficking protein 9. The coding region runs from base 1377 to 2084 and encodes 235 amino acids. The transcript is spliced from 5 exons. The record is from RefSeq and is a predicted model, not a curated record. NCBI's taxonomy places the organism in Eukaryota, Metazoa, Chordata, Mammalia, Primates, Hominidae.
GCCUGUGCCUUUAGUGUCAUAUCCAGGAAGUCUGUUGCCAAAUCCGAUGUGGUAAAGCCUUUGCCAUAUGUUUUCUAUGAGUUUUAUGCUUUGAUUUUAAAAGUUCUGGGUCUUUUUGGGUGAAUUUUUAUCUAUGGCGUUAGAGAAGGAUCCACCUUCACUUUUUUGCAUGUGAAUAUCCAGUUUUCCCAGCACCAUUUGUUGGAAAGACUGUCCCUCCUCCCCGCAUUGAAUGGGCUUGGUCUCCUUGUUAAAAAUUAUUUGACCAUAUAUGAGAGGGCAUAUCUUGGGGCUCUCUAUUGUAUUCCAUUGGUCUAUAUGUCUGUCUAUAUGCCAGUACCACACUGUCUUGAUGACUGGAGCUUGGAAGUAAGUUUUGAAAUCAGGAAGUGUGAGUUCUUCAGCUUUAUUCUUCUUUUUCAGGAUUGUUUUGGCUAAUCAAAAUCCCUUGAGAGUAUAUGAAUUGUACAAUGAGUUUCUCUGUUUCUACAAAAAAUGUCAUUGGGAUUUUGAUAGGAAUUGCAUUAAAUCUGUAGAUUGCUUUGGGUAGUAUUGACAUCUUAACUAUAUUAAGUAAGGAUGAUUUUUUUUUUAAUUACUGAUUCAAUCUCCUCACUAGUUAUAGGUUUAUUCAGAUUAUAUUAUCUACUCUGAGUCAGUUUUGCAUUUCUAUGAAUUUGUCCAUUUCAUCUACGUUAUCCAAUUUGUUGGCUUAUAUUUGCUCAUAGUACUCUCUUAUGAUCCUUUCUAUUUUUGUAGAAUUGAUAGUAACGAGCCAUUGCAGUCGGGAUCUGGCAGCAGAGGCUGUGUGUGUGUGUGUGUGUGUGUGUGUGUGUGUGUGUGUGUGUGUUCGGAGAAAUGCUUGAGAGGGUAACACCCGAUUUAGGAGUGGACAGGGUAUGAGAACAAAGAAGUGGUAUGGGAGACCUUGCCUUUUUUUUCUUUUAAUCUUUUUUGAUAAUACAUUUGUGCAUUAUUUGGUCGUUCUCUUUAAAUUCAUUUUUAAAGGUAGAAGCUAAUCAAGAGUGGUAGAUGCUGUGCCAAGGAAAGUCAGGGAUCUUAGGUUCGAAUCCGGUCUCUGUUCGCAAUUCGCUCCGCGACCUCAAACAAACGACCUCAGUUUCAUCUAUAAAAAACUGGUAACAUCGUCAGUUGCCAGGCCAUGAAGAGAGUCAACGGAAAUAAGUUUUUAUUCUAGGGCACCCGCUCUCUCUCAGGUAAAAGCCGCGCCCCAAUCAGGUACUGCCGCGCCAGGGCCGCGGGACGUCUCGGGAUUUGUGGUCCACCCGGCGGAACUCGCGGUCCCGGCAGGCACCGCGGCGGCGGCAGGGCGACGUGGCGCGGCCGGCUGCGGCUGCGCAGGCAGGGGGAGCAAGAUGGCUGUGGAGCUGGGCGUGCUGGUCGUCCGGCCCUGGCCCGGAACCGGGCUGGGUAGAGUGAUGCGGGCCCUCCUGCUGCUGCUGUGGCUGGCGACGCGCGGAAGCGCGCUCUACUUUCACAUCGGAGAGACGGAGAAGAAGUGCUUUAUUGAGGAGAUCCCGGACGAGACCAUGGUCAUAGGAAACUACCGGACGCAGCUGUAUGACAAGCAGCGGGAGGAGUACCAGCCGGCCACCCCGGGGCUUGGCAUGUUUGUGGAGGUGAAGGACCCAGAGGACAAGGUCAUCCUGGCCCGGCAGUAUGGCUCCGAGGGCAGGUUCACUUUCACCUCCCAUACCCCUGGCGAGCACCAGAUCUGUCUUCACUCCAAUUCCACCAAGUUCUCCCUCUUUGCUGGAGGCAUGCUGAGAGUUCACCUGGACAUCCAGGUAGGUGAACAUGCCAACGACUAUGCAGAAAUUGCUGCUAAAGACAAGUUGAGUGAGUUGCAGCUACGAGUGCGACAGCUGGUGGAACAAGUGGAGCAGAUCCAGAAAGAGCAGAACUACCAGCGGUGGCGAGAGGAGCGCUUCCGGCAGACCAGUGAGAGCACCAACCAGCGGGUGCUAUGGUGGUCCAUUCUGCAGACCCUCAUCCUCGUGGCCAUUGGUGUCUGGCAGAUGCGGCACCUCAAGAGCUUCUUUGAAGCCAAGAAGCUUGUGUAGCUGUCCCGGGCGUCACAACCCAUCCUCCCAGGCUGGGGGAGAAAGGACCUCCUGGAACUGACUUCUUCUGUCAGGAGGACUGGUUUCCAGCCAUAACUGUUCUGGAAGGGAGAGGGGCUGGAGGUACCCACAGGCACAAGCUGAAGGCAGCAGCUUGGCUAAUACUGAGCAGGUGGUGGGGCAAAUUCCUGCCCUCUCUCUCUGGCCUCUGGGCUCUUUGGCAGUCAUCACCCAGGGGCUGGUAAAGCCCCUCCUCUUGGCACCUCAGAAUCACAGUGUUACUGAUCAGGGAUGUGAGGCUGCUGUUGGGGGUCGGGGGAGGGGAAUGGGCAGGCAAGCCAGUCUUCUGUCUUCCUUUGCUAACUUAGGGUUUUGAGCAGGUUGGGGUAUGGUGCCUGUCAUACCCACCUGCCACCCUGGGAACCUCACUGUUCUCUCUUUCAGCCUAGACCUGCUGAUCCAGGGUGUGUGUGAGUUGAGGGUGGGUGGAGGGUUUGCAGUGUGGGAAUGUGGCCCUGCAGUUGACCUGAGCUGCUUCACAUGGUUGUCCAUUCUGGGGCUUAAAGAACUGGGACCAGACCAAGUAGAGGCCUUGGUGCUGGUUGGGGUGGGGCCUGCAGAGUCUUAGUUACUGAUUUCAUUUUCAAUAAAUUUAGGUUUGU